Molecule: messenger RNA, 636 nt
Organism: Trichogramma pretiosum
Lineage: Eukaryota; Metazoa; Arthropoda; Insecta; Hymenoptera; Trichogrammatidae
Gene: RpS30
Product: ubiquitin-40S ribosomal protein S27a
Exons: 4
Coding region: 174-572 (132 amino acids)
Biological process (GO): translation
Cellular component (GO): ribosome; cytosolic small ribosomal subunit
Molecular function (GO): structural constituent of ribosome
Source: RefSeq, a predicted model, not a curated record
AGAUCCGGAUUUACGUUAAUAGUACCAUAACAUUCAGAUGUAAAAUUAAUACAUGUUCUAUAAUUUCAAAGAUGCCAAAAUAUUUCAUGUUGUAUUGCUAAACUAAUUUUACAUUUUGCCAACCGCGCACGUGCUGGCCGUUGAAUUCGGAUCUUAUAAUAAAUCCGACCAAAAUGCAGAUUCACAUUCGUGGAUAUAAGGAUGAAACCACCAUCUUUGAAGUUGAGCCAACUUCAACAAUUGGUGAUAUUAAGGCAAGGCUUCAGGUAGAAGAUAAUACAGAUUUUAAUCUGUAUGCCGCCAAUGAAGUCUUAACUGACGAGACUUUGGUCAGCGAUUUAGGUGACAAGACAACUUUGGAGUUUGUUGUCGGUCUUCUUGGAGGUAAAGUUCACGGCUCAUUGGCCCGUGCUGGAAAAGUCAAAGGACAGACUCCCAAGGUUGAAAAACAAGAAAAGAGGAAGAAGAAAACUGGCCGUGCUAAACGCAGGAUCCAAUACAACAGACGAUUUGUUAAUGUUGUUCAGACUUUCGGACGCAGACGUGGACCAAACGCCAAUCCUAAUUCAUAAAUGGAUUAAAUAUUGUAACAUCUUUACACAAUUUUAUUUAUUAAUAAAAAAUAUGUAACUCAUA